ACUUCCUGAUGUAGCGACGAUUGGUCACAGCGCAGGAGAGGGCGUGGCGCCAGAAUUUUACCUCAGAACCAGCUAGAAGGCUGUUUUUCCCCGCUCAACCGUUAGGCUAUGGCAGCGAUCAAAGCUAUAAACUCCAAGGCUGAGGUGGCGCGGGCCCAGGCGGCCUUGGCUGUCAACAUAUGCGCCGCCCGAGGGUUGCAGGAUGUGCUGCGGACCAACUUGGGUCCUAAGGGUACCAUGAAAAUGCUUGUUUCUGGUGCCGGUGACAUCAAACUCACCAAAGAUGGCAAUGUACUGCUUCAUGAGAUGCAAAUUCAACACCCAACAGCUUCSUUGAUAGCAAAAGUUGCAACAGCACAGGAUGACAUCACAGGAGAUGGUACUACUUCAAAUGUUCUAAUUAUUGGAGAGUUAUUAAAACAAGCUGAUSUUUACAUUUCUGAGGGCCUGCACCCUAGAAUAAUAGCAGAAGGAUUUGAAGCUGCAAAGAUAAAAGCACUUGAUGUUUUGGAGGAAGUUAAAGUAAAAAAGGAAAUGAAAAGAGAAAUCCUCUUAGAUGUGGCUAGAACAUCUCUACGGACGAAAGUUCAUGCAGAACUGGCUAAUGUGUUAACAGAGGCUGUGGUGGAUUCCRUAUUGGCUGUUAGAAGACCAGGUUAUCCUAUUGAUCUCUUCAUGGUGGAAAUAGUGGAGAUGAAGCAUAAAGCAGGAACAGAUACACAGUUGAUCCGAGGAUUAGUUUUGGAUCAUGGUGCCCGUCAUCCAGAUAUGAAGAAGCAAGUAAGAGAUGCAUUUAUUCUUACUUGCAAUGUGUCACUAGAAUAUGAAAAAACAGAGGUGAACUCUGGUUUCUUUUACAAGACUGCAGAAGAGAAAGAGAAAUUGGUAAAAGCUGAAAGGAAAUUUAUUGAAGAUAGAGUACAAAAAAUAAUAGACCUGAAAGAGAAAGUCUGUUCUGAGACCAAUAAAGGAUUUGUUGUCAUUAAUCAAAAGGGAAUUGAUCCAUUUUCCUUAGAUGUUCUUGCAAAACAUGGAAUAGUAGCUCUUCGUAGAGCCAAAAGAAGAAAUAUGGAAAGACUCUCUCUUGCUUGUGGUGGAGUGGCUGUGAAUUCUCUUGAAGACCUAAAUGCAGAAUGCUUGGGACAUGCUGGUCUUGUAUAUGAGUACACACUAGGUGAAGAAAAGUUCACUUUUAUUGAGGACUGUGUUAACCCUCGCUCUGUCACCUUGUUGGUCAAAGGACCAAAUAAGCAUACUCUUACACAAAUCAAGGAUGCCCUAAGAGAUGGACUUCGUGCUGUCAAAAAUGCCAUUGAAGAUGGUUGUGUGGUUCCAGGGGCUGGUGCAGUUGAAGUGGCAAUAGCUGAAGCUCUUGUUAAGCACAAGCACAGUGUAAAGGGAAGAGCUCGUCUUGGAGUCCAAGCUUUUGCUGAUGCCUUACUCAUUAUUCCCAAGGUUCUGGCUCAGAAUUCUGGUUAUGACUUGCAGGAAACACUAGUAAAAAUUCAGGCUGAGCAUUCAGAAUCAAAGCAACUGGUUGGCAUAGAUUUGAAUACAGGGGAGUCAAUGGUACCAGCAGAUACAGGAGUUUGGGAUAAUUAUUGUGUGAAAAAACAACUUCUUCACUCUUGCACAGUGAUUGCCACCAACAUUCUCCUGGUUGAUGAAAUUAUGCGAGCUGGGAUGUCUUCUCUCAAAGGGUGAUGAAAUGAAACCCAACUCUUCUGGAAGACAAUUCAGGGCAUCUGACAUUCAACUGUUGUGGGACAGCAUGGGCCAUUCUUAAUUUUUACAAAAUAAAUGUAGCUUAU
This is a messenger RNA of Urocitellus parryii (Arctic ground squirrel), 1811 nucleotides long. It is a transcript of the gene Cct6b, whose product is annotated as chaperonin containing TCP1 subunit 6B. NCBI's taxonomy places the organism in Eukaryota, Metazoa, Chordata, Mammalia, Rodentia, Sciuridae. Gene Ontology annotation, biological process: protein folding. Gene Ontology annotation, molecular function: ATP binding; ATP hydrolysis activity; ATP-dependent protein folding chaperone. The record is from RefSeq and is a predicted model, not a curated record.